AUGUCGACUCCUGCAUCAGUCGCAGGUUCCUCCAACAGACGGCAGCCGAAAAAAUCCAAGGACCAGCAGCAGGCAGGAACCGACAAAGCAGGAGCAAGCAGGACGAUCACGAAGGCUGUUCUCGCGAAUCCUCUAAUCGUGCCAUGGCCCAGCAUACCGAAGCAUCUGCAAGCUACGGUACUUGCCAAUCUUCCCGCGUUCGUCCCGUCCGAUAUCGCGGCUUACCAUACCGACCGAGCGAGAUGUCAUCAGACGGAGAAGCGGAGACGCAAGAGCCACGUCAAGGAGGCGGCGAGCAAGGACGCGGAGGGAGUAAAGGCGUCAGUGGCAGAAGAGAGCGUUGGAGAUGCUGCGGGCGCAGUACCUGCAGCGAGCAAGGAGGAAACUGCAGCAGAUGGAAAGGCGAAGAAGCAGGCGCCAACGGAGCACAGCGACGAGCCAGCCUCAAAGAAGCUAAAACCCACUGUAUCCCAUCCACCGAACGUUCAGACCCCCUCUGUCCGUCCCGACAAGCCAGCGAUGCUCCCACACCUCGUACUCGGCAUAAACGAGGUGAUCAAGUCGCUCGAGGCACAAACGGACGCGCUUCGGCUGCGUGUCAUCCGGAUAGGGGACGCGCUGGCGGAUCAGCAGAAGGGUGGGAAGGAGACGCGGAUGCUCCUGCCUACUGCACCUCCUCGGGAGGAUGAUGAGUCGGAAGAGGAGGAUGAGGUGGAUAUGGAGGCUGAGGGACCGGCAGAGGACGCGGCUAUGGGACCCCCACCUGAUACCGCUCCUGCCGCAUCGACUUCCACGUCUGAUCCCCCGACAGAUUUCUCUUCGGCGUCUUCACCACCUGCACCUGUCGAAUGGAUCAUCAUCCCCCUCUUAUCCAUCUCGCCAGCCUCGCUCGUCUCUCCCAUCCCCGCCUACUGCGCCACGUACAAUACGCUAGUAUAUCAACAUACGCAUAUCUCCAAGAUCGCCCGGACUCGGCUGAAGGCCUCGGAGGCGGAGGAGGUCGCAGGCGGACCGGUGGAGGAGGUUAGGGUGGUACCUCUAGGCAAAGUGGAGGAGGAGUUGGCGGCGUUGGUCGGACUGCGGAGGGUCGCAUGUCUCGGUGUCAGGUCGAGCCAUCCACAAGUGCAGACUCUUCACAAACUCCUGCCCAAAUCGAUCCUACAUCCACCGCGACAUUCCCUCACUCUCCCCUUCCCCACCUCGGCGCUCACCGUCACUUCAGCCCCCACGCUACCCUUCGACCCCGCUACAGCUACUACAUCCGCGGAUAUGCCAAAACCAGCCCCUCCCGCCCAGACCAAGCGGACCAAGGCCGAUGCUCUCCUCCCCCAUAUACACUACGCCCCGCUGCAUGUCAAGGGCAUCACUACGACCAUCCCGGCGGACGGGAACGCCAAAAAGCAGAAAAGGAUGGAGGAGGUCCGGGCGAAGCGCAGAUCAGCGAAAGAGAAGAAGAAGCUGGCAAGGGCCGCAGCCAAGUGA
Dioszegia hungarica is the source of this 1482-nucleotide messenger RNA. RefSeq lists its product as uncharacterized. Gene Ontology annotation, molecular function: ribonuclease MRP activity. Gene Ontology annotation, biological process: nuclear-transcribed mRNA catabolic process, RNase MRP-dependent; rRNA processing; tRNA processing. The record is from RefSeq and is a predicted model, not a curated record. Lineage: Eukaryota; Fungi; Basidiomycota; Tremellomycetes; Tremellales; Bulleribasidiaceae. Bases 1 to 1482 code for a protein of 493 amino acids. Gene Ontology annotation, cellular component: cytosol; ribonuclease MRP complex; nucleolar ribonuclease P complex. The transcript is spliced from 3 exons.